Megalobrama amblycephala (Wuchang bream) is the source of this 1496-nucleotide messenger RNA. RefSeq names its product cofilin 1 (gene cfl1). Gene Ontology annotation, cellular component: cytoplasm; actin cortical patch; actin cytoskeleton. Lineage: Eukaryota; Metazoa; Chordata; Actinopteri; Cypriniformes; Xenocyprididae. Gene Ontology annotation, molecular function: actin filament binding. Bases 158 to 652 code for a protein of 164 amino acids. The transcript has 4 exons. The record is from RefSeq and is a predicted model, not a curated record. Gene Ontology annotation, biological process: cell motility; actin filament severing; actin filament fragmentation.
CUCAAUAAGCGCGUGACAUGGAAGCUCGCUCCCAUCUGCUGUGCGGCCGCGCGCAAAAGGGCGCGCCCGAGUGUUGUAUCAAGUGUGCGAGACCGAAGGACUGCAUCACAGCUCAUUCAAUUCCUAUCCAGACGCCGACUAGCACAGAUACGCAACCAUGGCCUCCGGAGUUACAGUGGACGAGAAUGUGUUGACCAUCUUCAACGACAUGAAGGUCCGCAAGGCUCAACCCAACGAGGAGGAGAGGAAGAGGAGGAAGAAGGCCGUUCUUUUCUGCCUGAGUGAGGAUAAGAAGCAUAUCAUAAUGGAGGAGGGCAACGAGAUCCUGCAGGGAGACGAAGGAGAUCCCUUCACUAAGUUUGUCAAGAUGCUUCCUCCCAAUGACUGUCGCUACGCUCUCUAUGAUGCCACAUAUGAGACUAAAGAAACCAAGAAAGAGGACCUGGUUUUCAUUUUCUGGGCCCCAGAGAGCGCCCCUCUUAAAAGCAAGAUGAUCUACGCCAGUUCUAAGGAUGCCAUCAAGAAGAAGUUCACAGGUAUCAAGCAUGAGUGGCAAGUGAACGGUCUGGAAGAUAUCAAGGACCGAAAGACCCUUGCUGAGAAGCUUGGAGGUUCAUCAGUGAUAACUCUUGAGGGACAACCUCUCGAUUGAGGCUGACACAUUUCAGGGGUUAGCCGUUCAUUCCAACAUGGGUGGGGCAGGUGGGCCAGCACAACUGUUUGUGGGGCCACGGGGUGGGUUAAUGUGGGUGGGGAGGGUUGGGCAACAGUGACAGUUUCCAAAUUCCACACAUGAAAGAUGUAGGCUGUCAUUCCAGUUCACACAUACAAUGAACAAGAACAAAAACAUAAAAGAGAAAAAAAAAGAUCUUAAAAAAACAAAAAUGAAGGAUGAUGAUUAUAAAAACAAAGUAAUAUAACUGUAAAUGUGUACUGGCAGGUUUUCGUUCUUUCUGGGUUCCAUUGGAUUGUUGAAAGGAAAGAGUGAGACAGCAGCUGUUGCAAUUCAGCUAUACAACAUACUGUUUAAGAUUUAGAUUUUUUUUUUUUUUUUUUUGCCAAACGUCUAGUUAAGUUUUUCUAAGUAUGUGUGUUGAGACUAGGUAUAGUACAAAAUUUAUUCCAAAAUCACACACUGUUAUUGGAACAUUUUGGGAACAGUUUACUCUCCCCUUCCCCCCCUUUUGUUUUAUUUUGAUGCUCACACAUUGUUUUAAUAAUUUAAUCAUUCCAUCUGAUUUAAAUAUUUCCAAAUGUAAUUCAAAACCAUGGCACUGGUGUCAAGAAAUUGUACACAUUCCUUCUACCUGUAAAAUCUGGGACCUAGUGGAUGAGCGGUCUGUUUAUGAAUUGGAUUGAAUGGAUUGAUGGACACGUAUGAGGUUUAGAUGAGGAGCGAUUAUAUUUGGGCAGCCUGUGUACAGAGCUUUGAUUGAUAUUGGUCAGUGGAUGUUUUGUAUCGUCUCCUUAUCUCUAAUAAAAAAGCACUAAACAAC